ACACCAAACCAUCCUGAGAUCUCCCAGUUCCUCAUUGUGCGGUGGAGUCAUGGGGACCUUGUCUCACGUGAUGCGUCUAACUGUCUCCAUUCUCGUCACUCUUUUGAUCACUUCUAAGUCUGUGGAAGGCAAGAAAAAUGUGCUGGUCUUUAUAGGAGAUGACGCCGGCUUCCUCCAGUCGGCCUACAACAACACGGUGUGUCAGACACCCAACCUGGACAAACUGGCAGCCAGGAGUCUCACCUUCACACAAGGCUAUACCAGUGUCAGUAGUUGCUCUCCUAGUCGUUCUGUCCUUCUGUCAGGCAUUCCCCAGCACCAGAAUGGGAUGUACGGACUACGUCACAUUCCCCACCAUUUUGUAAGUUUUGAUGACGUCAGGAGUCUGCCACUCGUCCUGGCCUCUCAUGGCAUUAGAACAGGUCUGAUCGGCAAGAAGCACGUAGGACCACCAGAGGUGUAUAAAUUUGACUACGAGCGGUCCACAGACCAGUACAUCAAUGAUCAAAUAGGACGUAACAUCACGUUCAUGCAUGGAUUUGUUAAGGAAUUUCUUCAGGCCAAGGACGACAGACCGUUCUUCCUAUACAUCGGUUUCUACGACUCACACCGCACCAGGCCCCAGGACAUUGAAACAUUCGGCCCCUUCCAUAACCUCUGGGGUACCGGAAAACCUGGCAUGGGCCUCAUCAAAGACUGGACCCCACAGGUCUAUAACCCCGAUGACGUCAUCGUUCCUUAUUUCUUGCCAGACAAUGACGUCACGAGACGGGACAUAGCGGCGAUGUACACGUCAUUCGGCAGGAUGGACCAAGGUAUCGGCCUAUUCCUCAGCGAGCUAGAGAAAGCCGGAUAUCUGGAUGACACACUGAUUAUGUUUACGGCUGACAACGGUAUCGCUUUCCCUAACGCCAAGACGAACCUCUAUGAGCCAGGCAUGGGAGAGCCCAUGAUGAUCUCUACACCACAGAACAAACACUCAUGGGGACAGUUCUCUGACGCACUAGCCAGCACUAUGGACUUCACCCCCACAAUCCUGGACUGGUUCGGCGUCCCUUACCCAGACUACGCUCUCAACGGUCUGAAGGUCAGCCUAACAGGACGCUCACUACUUCCUCUGACGUCAUCACACCUGGGGGCGGAGCAGGAUUUUAGUGUGGUGUACAGCAGUCAUGACUUCCAUGAGGUGACCAUGCCGUACCCAAUGCGUGUAUUACGUCAAGGGCAGUACAGACUUAUCCAUAACCUCAACAACAGGAUGCCCUACCCUCUGGCCUCGGACUUAUUCUACUCGCCAACCUACAUGGAGAUUCUUAACAGAACCAAGGCCGGAAUCCCUACCAAGUGGUUCAAAACCUUGCAACAAUACUACUACCGAGAUGAAUGGGAGCUCUUCGACCUCACCUUUGACCCCGAGGAGCUGCAUAACUUGGCCUAUGAACCCAGCCACGCUGACGUCUUGUCCGGAAUGAAGAAGAAGUUGAUUGAGUGGCAGUGGCAGACCAACGACCCCUGGGUCUGCAUGCCUCAUGGGGUCCUUAUUCUAGGCCAGUGUUACCCCAUGUUGAACGAACCGGCUAAAUGAGAUGUUGAAACGACCCGCUAACAGUGACGUUCAACCAGCCUAGAAUUUAAGAUAUUUGAUUAACCCGCUAAUAAACAUGUUAAACCAAUCACAAAUGAGCUGUUGAGCCAGCCUGUUAGCAGAAAUGCUCAACCAACCCUCUGACUGAAAUGUUCAACCAACCUGCGAAAUGAGAUGUUCAGUUAACCUGCUUAUAGAAAGGUUUAACAAACUCGUUACAUGUAACUGACAGAUAUUUAGGUUUGACCUAUCCACCCAUAGACGGGCACUGUGACCACAAGUUCCUCCAACCAGCUAAAAUGACAGACAGAUAAUCAACCCGCUCGUUACCUAUUAUUUUAAAUUAAUCCGCUAACCGACACCACAUAAAUCUUCAACCAACUCAUUAGAUCUAACCAACGACCAGAUGUUCAACCGACCCACACAUAGACAUUUAUAAUUUAUUUGUUUGUUUGUUUGUUUGUUAGUUUGUUUGUUUGUUUGUUGAGUAAAAAGAAGCACAUCGAUACAGUAAUUGUCAUAUCAUCGUGGUAGGAAAAAGUAAGAUAGACAGACAGACAGAAGCAACAGAGAAUGUAAAGACGUAGGACGUACCAGUGACGCCACCCAGCCACGCAUAGACAGAGAGUGUUACUACAUGUUUAAUCUAACCAAACAUUAUUAGUCCUAUAAUAUUAUAGCCACAAGAGA
Molecule: messenger RNA, 2275 nt
Organism: Aplysia californica (California sea hare)
Lineage: Eukaryota; Metazoa; Mollusca; Gastropoda; Aplysiida; Aplysiidae
Product: N-sulphoglucosamine sulphohydrolase
Exons: 9
Coding region: 50-1585 (511 amino acids)
Molecular function (GO): arylsulfatase activity
Source: RefSeq, a predicted model, not a curated record